Messenger RNA from Acipenser ruthenus (sterlet), 4096 nucleotides. RefSeq names its product fibronectin type III domain-containing protein 4-like. Bases 1145 to 1801 code for a protein of 218 amino acids. Gene Ontology annotation, molecular function: protein binding. The transcript has 6 exons. The record is from RefSeq and is a predicted model, not a curated record. NCBI's taxonomy places the organism in Eukaryota, Metazoa, Chordata, Actinopteri, Acipenseriformes, Acipenseridae.
CAGUAAUAACAACGAAGUUGCAUACGAAUAAUGGCCAAUAGAUAGUGUGCAAGUAGUUUAAUCAAAUGCAUAAUGAUGCAUAAAUUAUAAAAAAAAAAAAAAAAAAAAAAAAAAAGGGUUGGUUGUACAUCAGAGCGCUCACAUCUGUGUAGUAAAUUUCUGCUCCUCGGAUAUGGCAUUUAUCUCCAAGAAGAUGGGAACACCUAAAAUAUUUGAAUUCCUGCAGCGGGUUAUAUAGUUCUGUGAGUCCUGAAACUUAACGAAAGGCGGAGAUGGGGAAAGCAGGUGUCAUUAUCAUCUACCAUUGAAUCUGCAGUUUGCAUGCUGAUGUCAGAGACAGGGUGGUUAUGUUGCUGAAAUGAAACGUCUUUAAAGGACGUAGUUAGUACCAAAGGCAAGAGCCGAAGCCGGAGGUGCUGUCCUGUUUUCAGAAGCUUAGUGUGCAGCCAGUUGCUCUACGGAGGGCCGGAGGAGCCGAAAAUACUGAUGAACAUUGUGCGUCUCGUUUCAUUUCUGGACACCAGAGCUGUCCGGGGUUCUGAAAGAACUGUGCGCGUAUUAUCGUUUUAACCACCACGAUCUGUUGAUAGCGUUUUUUGUUUGUUUUGCCAGUGCUGAGUAUAGUGCACAUAAUUGGUUUAAAUGAGAUUUCUCAGCCUUGGAAGUGCAAAGCACUGUUUUUUAGAAUCAGUGUGGAACACAUUCUUUGGAGAACAAAAAGUGCUGAAAUUGCACUGAAGCUACAAUGGUCUUUCUGUGUUGUAGGACCGAACAGAUUUAAAGGCUUUUGACCAUAAACUUUUUUUUUUUGCUUUGCUUUGCUUUAAAACAUCGAAUUGUUUAAUUGAAUGGGUCUACAAUUAUGAGACCACCACACUCCCAAUUCAACUCUUAAAUCAUUCUGACUAAAAUACACUGGUGCGUCUGAUUGAAUAGCUUUGGGUAUGCGCGUCUGAAAACAAAGAAUUAAUAGUCACAACAGAAGAUCUAUGUUUUAUUUGAACUUACACUAUAGGAUCGUUGCAGUUAAAAUGCAUAAUAUGUAGAUUUUUUUUUUUAAACAACCAAUGAUAUAAAACUGUUGGAUCUCAGUUGACAACAUUAUUUUAUUUAAGAAUAGGAAAAACGUGUUCCACAAGACGGCAUGGCAUAUCUACCUGUUUAUCUGAACUCUGCUAUCCUGGUGCUGUUUAGUUGUGACAUCUGUUUGGUGGGAGCAAACAGGCCACCAGCUCCUGUCAACGUUACUGUCACCCAGCUGAAAGCUAAUGCUGCCACCAUAUCCUGGGAUGUCCCAGAGGGAGACGUCAUCAUCGGCUACGCCAUUUCUCAGCAGAGGCAAGAUGGACAGAUGCAAAGGUUCAUCAGGGAUGUCAACACAACAAACCGUGCCUGUGUCCUCUGGGACCUGGAUGAAGACGCAGAUUACAUCAUCCAGGUCCAGUCCAUCGGGCUGUAUGGGGAGAGUCAAGCCAGCAAGCGGGUUCAUUUUCGAACCCUGAAAGAAACUGAACACUUCCAAUCCAACAGCUCAAACCAAGGUGACCCUAUGGUGCAGGGAAUCAAAUACCAACAGCUUCAAACUGGGGAGAUGAUCAUUAUAGUGGUGGUGCUCAUCAUGUGGGCAGCUGUGAUUGUUCUGUUCUGCAGACAGUAUGACAUCAUUAAAGAUAAUGAUUCAAACAACAGCAAAGAAAAGGUCAAACCUUCCUCUGAGCACAGCACGCCUGAGCGACAUACAGUGGGGCUGCUGCACAGUAAGUUUCAGAAAGCGCCAUCAAUCAACAUCAUUGAAGUUUGACCCAAGAGUACAGUAUGUUGGCUUAAAGACAAACCCUCUGCAGAUGUUUUUGUGAGACCGUGAGACCGUGGAAUGGUUUCAGGGUAGGAGGCCUUUACCCCAAACGCAUGUCACAUUCUAAGCCAUUUAGCUUUGCAGGAAAUGUGCAUGAGGCCUAAAACACAAUGCAUGACAAAUGCAAGGUAGCACCCAAUUUAUCUUGAUGAUUGAUCAUUUGGAAACAGAUCCAUCUGAUCUUGGAUGUCCACUCAUAGUUGUAAACAACGGAGGACAAGAAGAAAGGGUUGACACAUUGCAUUAUCUUAACAUUGUGCAUUCUCUGGAAUGAAAUGUAAGAAUACAAUCAUUUUUUUGCCAACCUCACUGAGACAUGUUUUAGGAGCAGUCAUAAAUGGCAGGAUAGGGGACACAAAGAUACCUGAUGUGGAUGUUAUCCAGAUACGCACAUCUGAUUCUAUUGAAGAACAAACAUGAGGCCUGGGUUUUGGGUAAAACUUCCAUUCCCUUUUUCGAGCCUAUUUGAUGAGUACUGAUAUAUGAGCCUACAGUACAUGACAGGUUAUGAUGUUCCUGCAAUAUUUAUCCAACUAUUAUUAACUUGCCACAGAAAUAUCAAAAAUGAUUUUCUUUCAGAGUCAAAAAUGCAUUGUGCUUGUGAAUCAACAAUAACCAUGUUGUACUGUUAUAAUUAUGGCCUUGAGAAAUUCACAGCAGAUUCAGACUCGCCUACAGUUUAGUCCUUUACCUCUAGAUGUCCAUACCAAAUAAGGGCUCCAGCUGAAUUGAUGUAAAGAAUAAUUUAGUUAUUAACACGUUAACUAAUAGCUAAUUACGAUUCAUAAAAUAGUGGUGUUAAACGAUAAGGUGCUGGUUUCACAGUUAAGCAACGUACAUAUUAAAUGAGACAUGAAUUUAAAACCUUUUACUAGGUUUAUAUCUGAUAACGUGACUUCUAAUGUGUUAGUCCUCGCUAGUAGCAUCUGCAAGAGGGUAAAAUAUUGUUCACAAUUACAGUAUAAACAGUUUUAUUUUAUUUUUUUAACUGUUGCCCAAGCCUGGAACUGCGUAUUAAACGGCAUUGGAAAAGUACAAUGCAAAGAAAGGUUAGUACUGUAUACUGUACAGCUGAUGUAAAGUGUGUAAGAAUAAAACAUACAUCUUACGUAAGAUAUUUUAAACAUAUCUAAGUGUUUAUUUUAAUUGUUUGAGAUGGACAAAAAACAUAUUGAGGUGUAAAUAAUAUUAUUGUUAAAUUUGUUUACAUUUUUUGGAAUAACAAUUACAUUUUAUAACAGCCAAAUCUCUGAAUAAUAUACGAUGGUAUAUUCAGUACAUUACCGUUAUUAUUAUUAUUAUUAUUAUUUUUUUUUUUUUUGGAGAAUUACACCAAUAAGCAUUAAAAGGUCUCCAAAAUUACAAAGUUUAAACUCUGCUUCCAAAAAACAGAACGGGACUGACACAGUGGAAAGAAAGCUGUAAAAAUCAAAUGUCAAAAAUAAUAAAUUUGCUGGUUAUAUAAUAACAAGCACUGUGACAAGGGAUGCACAUACAGCCUUGAUGUCAGAAUAAACCGUGUGUUAAAACUGUACAACCUUGAGCAAGGUGGAUUCAAACGCUGUACAUGUUUCACGUACGAAAAGAAUAUCCUCCCUGGAUUGCAUUGCAAGAUUCAAUGAGAACUAUAAAUCUGAAUUUAAAGGCUUCUGAAUCUGAAAAAAAAGACACCAAUGAAUUUCUUUUGGUUCAUAGAGACUGGAAAUAAUUGAGUGAAAAACUAUUUCUAGUGGUAACAUUUAAAGCAAUAUAUGUUUAAGAUGUGCCUAGCGCCCUUGAAAACAUUUGGUAUGUGAAUCAAUUCUGUCUUUGAUAUUUUCUACAAAUCUAUGUUAUCUGUAGAACUAAAUUACACAUGAGCAGUUGUCAUUCAAAUCUUCUGUUAAUUUUCCAAGGGCCUAGUGACAAUGCUGUGUUCAAUUCAGUUUUGUAAAUCAAUUAAAAAAAAAAAAAAACACUAAAUGGAAUAAAAUAAUUAAAUAUAUUUUUGAAGCCCACAACAAUAUAAUAUUCAAGACACAACAUUUCUUCUUUUUCUAAAAAGCUUGUAAUUAUUUUUUUUUUCUUUCACUAUCCAACACUGCUGACUUGCAAUAUUUCUAAGCUGCUUGGGGAAUGUUGUCAAAUUAUAAAUACAGCAAAUGAAAAGUGAUAUAUAUUAUAUAUUAAUGCUGGCUGAAAAAUAAAAUCCCUUUGCACUAGAAAUUUUUUUUUCUUUGGAGUUACGUGUUUUUCAGAUUA